AUGGCAGGAGGAGUCAGCAAAGCAGUUUUAAAUGCAAUGGACAUUGGAGCAAACAGUUUUGCUCUCUUUUUGAAAUCUCCUCGUAGGUGGGAGUCGCCACCUAUCAAAGAAGAGGAGGCUGUAGAAUUCAAGCGGUUGUGUGAAAAAUACGGAUACAAUCCAAGAACUGAUGUAUUGCCACAUGGCUCAUAUUUCAUAAAUUUAGCUACUCCAGACGCCGAGAAGGAGGAAAAGGCUUAUGGAGGGUUCAUCGAUGACCUUCACCGUUGUGAGAAGCUCGACAUUGGACUAUACAACUUCCAUCCCGGAUCCAGUCUCGAUGGUGAUCAUAAAGUUGCUAUCAAGCAGCUUGCUAAGAACAUCAAUAGAGCUAUUUCAGAAACCAAAUUUGUUAAGAUCGUGAUUGAAAACAUGGCUGGCCAUGGUAAUCUCAUUGGCUCAGAUCUACAGGAUAUUCGCGACGUGAUCGACAUGGUCGAAGACAAGUCCCGUGUUGGUGUGUGUAUUGACACCUGCCAUACUUUUGCUGCUGGGUACGAUAUUGCUGAUACUGAGAAGUGGGAGGCGUUCUGGAAACAGUUCGAGGACAUUGUUGGAUGGGAGCAUCUCAGCGCCAUUCAUCUCAAUGAUUCAAAAGCGCCUCUUGGUGCCAACAGAGAUUUGCAUCAAAGCUUGGGGCAAGGGUUCCUAGGACUCGAAGUAUUUAGAAUCAUUGCCAACGACGAGCGCCUUCAAAACAUCCCCAUAAUCCUAGAAACCCCGGUUGGGAAAGACGACCUGAUUUAUGGUGAAGAAAUUAAGCUCUUGGAGUGGUUGAAAGACAAGAAGGCGGAUGAUGCUGACUUUGUUGAAAAGGCCGCUGAGUUGCAGAGCCUUGGCUCGAAAGACCGGGCUGAGCAACUCAAAAAGCAGCAAACCAAAAAGGAGAAGGCUACAAAAGCUCCAAAGAGAAAAAAGAACGGAAGUGAUAUCCUGUCGCUUUUGGCAAAGAAACCAAAGACCGAGUCAUGA
Molecule: messenger RNA, 1011 nt
Organism: Australozyma saopauloensis
Lineage: Eukaryota; Fungi; Ascomycota; Pichiomycetes; Serinales; Metschnikowiaceae
Gene: APN1
Product: DNA-(apurinic or apyrimidinic site) lyase
Exons: 1
Coding region: 1-1011 (336 amino acids)
Biological process (GO): base-excision repair
Cellular component (GO): mitochondrion; nucleus
Molecular function (GO): zinc ion binding; DNA binding; DNA-(apurinic or apyrimidinic site) endonuclease activity
Source: RefSeq, a predicted model, not a curated record